UAACUUGAGCAGCUGUGGCAGGGAAAACAACAAAUAGGAAGGAACACGUCAGCGUUGGUUUGAUUAAGUAAUUUAUUUAUAUUUGAUUUUCUUAAUUUGUUGUUAGCUGCUAUUAAUAUCAAAAUGCCUCUCAAAUUGGAUGUACGGAGAAAAUUGCUGUCUCGUAGUGAUCGAGUCAAAUGUGUUGAUUUGCACCCGGUAGAGCCGUGGAUGCUCUCAUCACUUUAUAAUGGUUUGGUUCAUGUAUGGAAUCAUGAAAAUCAGCAAUUGGUCAAAUCCUUUGAAGUUUGUGAGGUUCCUGUUCGGUGUGCAAAAUUUGUUGCUCGUAAAAAUUGGAUUAUCACAGGGUCAGAUGAUAUGCAAAUACGGGUAUUCAAUUAUAACACUUUGGAAAGGAUUCAUCAGUUUGAAGCCCAUUCUGACUAUAUUAGAUGUAUUGUAGUACAUUCCACACAGCCUUAUGUUUUUACCUCAAGUGAUGACAUGCUUAUCAAACUUUGGAAUUGGGACAAAAAUUGGGCCUGCACUCAAGUUUACGAGGGACAUACUCACUAUGUCAUGCAAAUUGUCAUAAACCCUAAAGAUAACAAUACGUUUGCUAGUGCUUCACUUGACAGGACAGUUAAAGUAUGGCAGAUGGGGUCAAACACACCAAAUUUCACUCUAGAGGGUCAUGAGAAAGGAGUAAAUUGUGUUGAUUAUUGUUAUAGUGGUGAUAAACCUUAUCUAAUAUCUGGUGCAGAUGAUAGGACCGUCAAAAUCUGGGAUUACCAAACAAAAACUUGUGUUCAAACAUUGGAAGGGCAUGCACAAAAUGUAACUGCUGUUUGCUAUCACCCAGAGCUACCUAUCAUCAUGACUGGAUCGGAAGAUGGUACAGUUAGAGUUUGGCAUUUGAAUACUUAUCGUCGUGAAAGUACCCUUAAUUAUGGUCUUGAACGGGUAUGGACCAUUUGCUGUUUAAAAGGAUCCAACAGUGUUGCCAUUGGUUUUGACGAGGGAAGUAUUAUAAUUAAACUAGGAAGGGAGGAACCUGCUAUGUCUAUGGACAGCUCUGGUAAAAUUGUAUGGGCUAAACAUUCAGAAUUGCAGCAAGCUAAUUUAAAAGCUCUUGUCGAUCCGGAAGAAUUGAAAGAUGGCUAUAUUUUACCAUUGAAUGUUAAAGAUAUGGGAAGCUGUGAAAUUUAUCCACAAACCAUUUCUCAUAAUUCAAAUGGUCGCUUCGUAGUAGUUUGUGGUGACGGAGAAUACAUUAUUUAUACUGCCUUAACUUUACGAAACAAAAGUUUCGGUUCAGCUCAAGAAUUUGUUUGGGCCCUAGACUCAAGUGAAUAUGCUGUCAGAGAAAACACAACUUCAGUCAAACUAUUUAAAAAUUUCAAAGAAAAAACGUCAUUCAAACCAGAAGCAGGAGCAGAUGGCAUUUUUGGAGGAUUUCUUCUAGGAGUUAAAUCUGUCGCUGGACUCACUUUCCAUGAAUGGGACUCAUUAGAGAUUAUUAGAAGAAUUGAAAUUCAACCUAAAAAUGUUUAUUGGUCGGACAAUGGAGAUUUAGUAGCUAUCGCCACCGAAGAUUCUUUCUAUAUCUUAAGAUAUCUUCCUGAUAACGUUGCCAAAGCAAAAGAAAAUCGAGAUGAAUUGAUAACAGAAGACGGAAUUAUUGAUGCAUUCGAAGUAGUUACCGAUGUCCAAGAGUCUGUCAAAUCAGGUUUAUGGGUUGGAGAUUGUUUCAUUUACACUAGCUCGGUCAAUAGACUCAAUUAUUUUGUUGGUGGUCAAAUAGUCACUAUUGCACAUUUAGAUAGAACAAUGUAUCUUUUAGGAUACAUGCCGAAGGAAAAUCGUCUUUAUCUUGGUGACAAAGAAUUGAAUGUUGUUUCAUACUCUCUUCUUUUAUCAAUUUUUCUUAACGUGUAUAUUGUUCAACGUAUCAAAUAUACAGAAAUCGAUUGGAGUACUUAUAUGCAACAGGUUAAAUGUUUCCUAAAUGGCGAACUCAAUUACGCUAACAUCUCUGGUGAUACUGGUCCUAUUGUUUAUCCUGCAGGCCAUUUGUAUAUUUAUUCAAUUCUCUACUUCUUAACAAACCAAGGAACAUCAAUUCGCCUUGGUCAAUAUUUUUUCGUUAUUUUAUACAUAUUUAAUCUAGUAGCUGUUUUCAACAUUUAUAAUCAAGUUCGAAAGGUCCCUCCAUAUGUUUUGAUGAUGAUGUCCUUUACUUCAUACCGAAUUCAUUCAAUAUACUCUUUGAGACUUUUCAAUGAUCCAAUCGCCAUGUUUGCUCUCUAUUGUUCUAUCAAUCUCAUUUUAUACCGUCACUGGAAAUCAGCUGCUUUUUUAUUCAGCAUUGCAGUCUCGAUAAAAAUGAAUAUACUUCUGUUUGCUCCUGGAUUGUUGUUGAUAUUUCUUGAAGAAACUGGCCUUCGUAAUACCAUCAAGUACUUAAUAAUAUGUGCCUUAACCCAGAUUCUUUUAGGUUUACCUUUUCUCUUGACGCAUCCAGUCAGUUACAUCACUUCAGCUUUCAACUUUGGACGAGUUUUCCUUUACAAAUGGACAGUUAAUUGGCGACUAAUUGAUGAGAAAUUGUUUCUCAAUCGUCAUUUCCAUCUUUCACUUUUAACUUUACACAUUUUCUUGUUGAUCCUCUUUUUUGGCAAAAGGUAUUCGCGUCUUCUAUCGUCACCUAGAUUCUGGUCCAAAAACUCAUUCAAGUCAAUUAUCAGUAAAUCAAAUCAGGAAAAAUCAUCUAAUCAAAGAAUCCUGUUUACAUUAUUUGCAAGCAACUUGAUUGGUAUAACUGUUGCUCGAUCGCUUCAUUAUCAGUUUUAUGUCUGGUAUUAUCAUUCACUGCCUUAUUUGAUCUGGUCGACCAACUAUUCAACAGUUUCGAAGCUUUGCUUGAUGGGAAUAAUUGAAUUCUGCUGGAACAUCUAUCCAUCAACAACAUUCAGCAGUGGGCUUCUUCACUUGGCUCAUGUUUCACUUCUCUCCGCCCUUUGUGUUUAGAUUCAUUUCUCCAAAAGUUGAUUCAAUUUGGUGAUACUCAACCGAUUGGACACAAUUAAGACAAGUGCGCAUAAAGAGUUAUCAAAUAAAAGAGGCAAAAAAAUAAACCCAACUGAGCAUUCUUUUCAUUAUUAUUAUCAUUUGAAUGGCAAAAAUGCUUAUUGAUUCCCUGUUUCUGCGCACCUCUUGGGAGUUAAAAAAGUAAAGUAUAUUAUCAUUUGUUUCA
Tetranychus urticae (two-spotted spider mite) is the source of this 3235-nucleotide messenger RNA. NCBI's taxonomy places the organism in Eukaryota, Metazoa, Arthropoda, Arachnida, Trombidiformes, Tetranychidae. The record is from RefSeq and is a predicted model, not a curated record.